AUGGCCAUGUUCACGGCGGAGGAGCAACACUCUCCUGGCCCUGCCCUUCCCGGCGGCCGCUACCCCGGCGAUCCGCUCAGCCUCGAGCUCCCCUCAGAUCCUGGUCCCACGCCCCAGCGUCCCCAUGAUACACGCGAGGAGGAGGAGGAGGAAGAAGAGGGGGAGCCUCUCGACAUUACUUCAGAGCCACCUCUCAUCCGCUGGGGAGAGUUCGACAUCGAUGAUCCUGAGUAUACAAGCGAGGACGACGAGCAUGCACUGGCGACGGACGACGAGGAGACAAAUUGCCCAGGGAAGAACUUCCCCAGGAAAGAAGCAAGGCGAGUAGACGCAGCAUGGAUGGAGGCAUACACCAAAGGGAACAUUGAAUUCCAGAGGAUGUGUAAUGAGAUUCUAGCGAGUGGAGAUGAGAAUGCCCUUCUCCCCGCUUGUCCUCUCAAAGUGUUCCCUGAGGCGUCAGGGCUGUGCAUCAGGAGGGAUCACUGCCACCACCGUGAAUACAAAACCCAUCAAUUUAUUUUUGCCAUCUCUGUAUGUGCAGCUAAAUCAACGCUUGGAUACCGUGAUCCGGGAAAGAUGAUACAGAUCUUUGGACUGAAGGUAACUUGUUCUGAGCCCUAUCCGGUCAGUGUCUAUGGAGUAGUUGCUGUCCGGGAUGACUUGGAGCCACUACGAAAUCCUGUCUUUAACCGUCCCUGCAGAGACGACGCUCUCGUGAUUCACCAGGAUUCCCUUGCAUUGCCUCUUUGUAGCCCUUGCCGUGGAAUGUACAUAUGGGAUAAGGCAUUACUAGAAGUUGAUCUUUGGGAAAAGUGCGAAGGAGAUGGAUCAUCCGACAAGCGAUUACUUCUUGCGCAUGCUGAGAUUGAGGGGCAGUAUGACUUAGAUUUGAUGAUAGAUGGGCAGAUAACAGGCGACCGUUGCAGCCUGGUCAUGGACUACCUGUUGCUUGCAGGGAGUGUGGAGGUUGUCAUACAGGUCUUUGCAAAGGUUGAGCACCCUCAUCAUCUGCGAUUCGCCGCAUUCAUCAGUGGCUUUGCUCAUGAGAUUGUGCUGUUUGAUGGCAAAUUCUCUGGUGACGAGAAGCUGCUCCAGCAUGUCGUCGCAGUGAAGGCCAAGGGAAAACUGGAUGUUUGCUUGGAACUGGAGGAAUCGCUGUUUUGGUGGACUUUUGAGCAAGGAGCUGUUGGAGCUGUUAGGUCUCCUGACAAUUCGGUGUUGAAGUAUGGCCAGUUCGAUGUGAGGGUGCUUUUUGCUCCCAAGGACUUCACUGUGGUUGGCUGAUACCUGAAGGGAAGUGACAAAGAUGCCCCAUUCUGUAAUAUCCGUGUUUUAUCUUCUACUGUAUAUCGGUUGGAAUUUGAAUUCCGUUUGUAAGCUCUCAUAUGGCAGAACAACAGACGUUUGACGGUUUGAGGUCUUAAUCAGCGGUUUAAAUAUGUUCCAACUGCAACAGAAGAAGUUCGAGGCCUGCCAUGUGUGGUCUCUAAAUAAUGUUAGAACUGCUUAUAUGCAUGCAAACUGUUAUGGGGUUGGUAGUAUGUUUUGAGCUCUUAUAUUUUAUUAAAUAUGUUCCAACUGCAACAGAAGAAGUGAUUGCUUGAAUAGUGAGUUUUAGCCGAUUUAAUAAAAUCCAACUUUAUGAAUAAUCAGUGUUUUAAAACAAGGCAAAAGACUUACCAUUUUCAUUGAUUGAGAGAGAACUUGUGACAUACACGCAGCCCAAGCGGCACAACACUAACUAAUUACUCAAGCGGCAUUACAUUACUCUAUGCUUGGCGCUCGUGAUAUCCCAAAGCGGCUAACAAUAACAGCCCCGGAGCUUCUUUAUUUCUAAAGAUGUGCAUGUUCCUUUCUUUUCAAAUCUCCCAUUUAACAAGAGGGAUCAGUUUAUCUUUACUAUUAAAGCAGUGCAUGUUCCUUUCUUUUCAAAACUCCCAUCUAACAAAAUGGAUCAGUUUAUCUUUACUAUUAAAGCAGAGUAUGCGGUUACGAGCACAUUACGGUCGUCUCUCAUUUCUGCCCUGAAAAAGAUGAAACCUUUUUUUGAAACUUGAAAAAGAUAUAUAAAACUGAAAGAAAAAGAAAUAGUCGUCACCUACAAGCACACGUCUCACGGCCCAUCUCCCCUAAACCCCCUUGCUUAGCCAGCCUUCUCCCCUUUCACCCGAUCCCCUUCAAGUCGAUUUGUUCAAGGUUGGACUCUGCCUCACGGGAUCCUUUGCCGUCUGUGUUCGACCAGUUGUUGGUCCUUGUUUGGUUUAAAAUACUGCGAGAUUCAGCAUUAGCAGAAGAAGAAUAAUGAUUUUAGAGGGGGCAUCAAUUCAGUCAAGUCCUAAUUAGGGACAGUGGAGCGUGUGAGCAAGUUGAAAAUUCUCAGAAUCCAUUCACUUCACUCUUUAUUUCUUUUGCACGGAUAUGGCACGUUCUAUUCGAGUAUUAGACUCGAGCAAGCCUUUUGUCGACAUCCCCAAACUGACGCCGGAUCUUAUUCUCCUGGCAAGAAACCAAUUCAUAGCUCAACGUUGAUUGCAGUCUCUCACCAAAUCAUAGCAUGUACGAUUAAUUACAUAAAUUGUAGAACAACCGUAUAUCGUAUAAUUAGGAUGCCGGUGAGCAAGAACAAAAA
Aegilops tauschii subsp. strangulata is the source of this 2629-nucleotide messenger RNA. RefSeq lists its product as uncharacterized. Lineage: Eukaryota; Viridiplantae; Streptophyta; Magnoliopsida; Poales; Poaceae. The record is from RefSeq and is a predicted model, not a curated record.